AGGUGAGGCAGGUGUAUAAAGGAGUCUUUCUCUGGAUGAAAACGGACUCCAACAGCUGCUCACACUGAGAUCUUUGUCACAAACUGUCGGAUUUCCUGCAAAAGAUGGAGACGCUGCUCGCACUCUGGAUCGCUCUCACUGUCACCGCCUCAGUGUCUUCCAAUACGACUCACGUGACAACACCUGGACCCAACACAACCACUGAAACCGGUCACACCAAUGACCACGUGACAACACCUGGACCCAACACAACCACUGAAACCGGUCACACCAGUGACCACGUGACAACACCUGGACCCAACACAACCACUGAAACCGGUCACACCAAUGACCACGUGACAACACCUGGACCCAACACAACCACUGAAACCGGUCACACCAGUGACCACGUGACAACACCUGGACCCAACACAACCACUGAAACCGGUCACACCAGUGACCACGUGACAACACCUGGACCCAACACAACCACUGAAACCAGUCACACCAAUGACCACGUGACAACACCUGGACCCAACACAACCACUGAAACCGGUCACACCAGUGACCACGUGACAACACCUGGACCCAACACAACCACUGAAACCGGUCACACCAAUGACCACGUGACAACACCUGGACCCAACACAACCACUGAAACCGGUCACACCAGUGACCACGUGACAACACCUGGACCCAACACAACCACUGAAACCGGUCACACCAGUGACCACGUGACAACACCUGGACCCAACACAACCACUGAAACCGGUCACACCAGUGACCACGUGACAACACCUGGAUCCAACACAACCAAUGAAACCAGUCCCACCAUCAGCUUCACCACUAGAGAAAACAGUUCAACUGAACCCCACGUCAAUGCCACAACUCCCAGUCCCACCAGUAACACCACAGCAGCCCCACAUGCAACAACCACAGACAGCACCGAACACCUCACUGCAAACGCUUCUGUACCCGUGACGACAGACACCACACACACUGCAGUGGUUUCCCCUGGCAACCACACUCAGGUCAACCCUAUGUCCAACGCAACGACGACUGUGUCCAGGAAAACCAUGACGACAAGGAUUGCAACAGCCAGCAGCUCGUCUGUGUCAGUUUCCCCAGAUAAACCAAUCACGUCAGAGAGCACGACGAUGAGCUUGGCCCCGGCCCUGGUUGGCGGCGGCGGCGGCGGCGUUCCUGGAUGGGGAAUAGCCCUGCUGGUCCUGGCAGCUCUGGUUCUGCUAGUCCUGAUCCUGCUGCUGAUCGGACUGCUGGUGUGGUUGUGCUGCUAUAGGGGGCGCUACAAAGGCUUCAGUCCAUACGACCAUCUGACCAACAGAGACGACAUCCCUCUGUACACCACACACAGCCGCUUCGAGGGGCCCAACGGGAAACCAUACGAAGAGCUGGAUAAGCCGAUGAAGAGCCGGACAGGGAUGUACAAGGUCAACCAAUAACGACGCCUCAUGACUCAUCAACCCAACCAAUAAAGGACAACAUCACUUCUUUUGUUUAUUUGUGUUUUGUUGUUUUUUAAAUUAUAAUCCUGAUCUGACUGAAAAUCAUUUUUAAUAUAGUUUUUAUUUAUUGUCUAUAAGGCAAGAACGACAACAAUGACAAAUAAUACAAGUUUUAUUUUUAUAUAAUGCAAAUUAUAUAACUCAUACAAUGAAAGAUACUAUUUUAUAAAUCAUUAUAUGAUAUUUUGUCCAUUGUAACUGGUAAACUUCAUAUUACAAUACAUUGAUUGCUAUUAUUAUUUUUAGAAGACAUUGUUACUUUCACCAUUUUAGACUUUAGAAUUAUACCAAAAUGAGCCUUUAAUUAAUAUCACACUGUUUCAUAUAAAAGUAUUACUAUUUUUUAAAUAUAUGUUUUCUUUUAAACUCCCAGCUCUGUUAUUUCACCAAUGUUACUAUAUAUAUAUAUAUAUAUAUAUAUACUCUCUUCCUAAGCCCCGCCCCCUUGUUGCUCUAUCCUCCAAUAACCGGUCAGCUUCCUCCUUUCCUGUACUAAGAUAUGCUAUGCUAUGCUAUGUUGCAAAGACAACCACAUUUUGAAGAUGGUUAAAAGAUAAAAGAGACACAUAUAUCAUCUUAAAUUAGUUAAUGUUAGAGAAACAUUAGCUAACUAAGCUACAUCAAUCAUUAAUGUACCAGCUAGCAUUAGGUAUCAGAUGUAACUAGCUAAUGAUUGAUGGGAUUUCUUUGUUUAUCUUUUCAACAUAGAUUAGCCUAGCACAUAGCAUAUCGAAGGAAAGUGAAUGACUGCUCGUGUCUUUACAAAUGUCGAAUACCAAAAGAUGCUUUAUAUAGACAUUAUAUCAGUUUAGCUUUAUUUUAAUAUUUUGUUUCUUUUAAAGUUGUUGUGAUAUUGUCACUGUUACUGUUCUGUUCAUUUACAGUUACAUUAAUUAUACCAGUUAUUAUGUAUUAUCUUAAAAACGUUCCAUAUUGAUAUGUAUUGAUCCUAUAAAUGUGUCUAUAAGAGUCCUUCCUUUUAUCAACAUGAAUAUUUGACAUAUUAUUGUCACAGCUGUUAAACAUUACCUGAUAUUUUAUUUUAGAAUUAUUAGAUAUAAACGUUCACUCUGACUUGACACUACGUUUGAUAUAAAACUGCAGUUCUGUGUUUUAUAUUUUGAAGUGUGAGAUUAUAAUUGACACAGGUUUUUAAUAAUUGAUGACAUUCAUGAAACAUCAUGUUUUGUACAUCUCAAACACUUUUUAUAUGUUAUUAUAAGACAUUAGUAUUGAAGUCAUUUCCCACCAAUGUGACAGAAAAAAUGAUUCUGUAAAUUACUGUAAUGAGAAACUUUCUCAAAAUAUUGAUUUUGUAUCUUAAUAAUUUGAUUUACAGAAUCUUUUUUUCCUCACAUUGGCAGAAAAUGGCUUCCAUAAAUAUUAACACUUAUUACAUUGCAAAAAUUAUAUUUUCUGUUUAUAUUUGUUGUGAUAUUAUUAAUGUGUAAAAAAAGAUUUUUUUGACUAAUUGUUAUAUUUCCAUUAAAAAAACAACCCUAACUUGAAAUUUGAUGACUAUAAUUAUAUGUUUUUUAUGUUAAACAGUGAUUUUAUUGCCACUGUUGCUGUGUUAAUAAUCAUAUUUCAUAUACAAUCACAUUAUUUCAGUCUGGCAGCGGCGCCACUGUCCCAGUUUGCUCUGUAUUGUUGUGAAGCAGGAAAAUUCCAGGCUGAAAGUGGAUCCUCAUUGAAUCCUCCUUUUUCAAGUCCAGGUUAUUUUUCAGCUCGGCCACAAAGAGCCUCACAAAGAGGGAAAGCGAAGACGAGGCGUGGUGCGAGGCGGGGCGGUGGAGUAAUUUCUGAAUGUGGGAUAUGAGAUUUAUGGCGCUGAUAUCAACAUAAAGAGACUGGGCUGGGCUCAGUGAGUCACACAGAAACACAAACGUCCCACAUCCUCCUCGCAAACGUUAUUUUAUGUUCAGUUAUUGUUGGUGAAUAAAAUAUCCUCACAUCA
This is a messenger RNA of Dicentrarchus labrax (European seabass), 3462 nucleotides long. RefSeq names its product mucin-2-like. The coding region runs from base 105 to 1442 and encodes 445 amino acids. The record is from RefSeq and is a predicted model, not a curated record. Lineage: Eukaryota; Metazoa; Chordata; Actinopteri; Moronidae. The transcript is spliced from 4 exons.